AUGACAGAGGAAGAAACUAUAAGUUUAACUUUGACUCAGGAAGAAAUGGAUUCUGUUAUUUAUGAUGCUAGAGUUGGUGAUUUAGAAACUUUAAAAGAAAUUUUUGAUGAAGUACCACCUAAUUUAUUAUUAACUAUUCAAGAUGAUAUUACAUUAAGUACAACUAUACAUAUGGCUUCAGCAAAUGGUCAUUUAGAAGUUGUUAAAUAUUUAUUAUCAUUAUUAUCAAAGCAAGAUGCUAAAAAAUUAAUAUCUAUAAAAAAUGAAACUGGAAAUACUGCAUUGCAUUGGGCUUCUUAUAAUGGUCAUCUUGAUAUUGUUAAAUUAUUAGUUGAUGAGUAUAAUGCUGAUCCUUUUGAAAAAAAUGAAGCUGGUCAUGAUUCUAUAUUUGAAGCUGAAAAUAAUAAUAAAAUAGAUGUUGAACAUUGGUAUUUAGCUAAAUAUACUCCAGAACAAGAUUUUAAAGUUGAAGAAGAUGACGAAAAUACUAAGGUUACUUACAUACCAGGUAAAGAAAGUAAAUUAGCUGAUGAACAAGCUAGAGAUGCCGUAUUCAAAGCAAAAUUAGAUAGAGAAAAUAAAGAUAAAGAUAUAAUAGAUAAAACUGAAAAUUUAUCUAUAUAG
Messenger RNA from Insectozyma verbasci, 624 nucleotides. The record is from the annotation of a GenBank genome assembly. NCBI's taxonomy places the organism in Eukaryota, Fungi, Ascomycota, Pichiomycetes, Serinales, Debaryomycetaceae.